Molecule: messenger RNA, 817 nt
Organism: Drosophila guanche
Lineage: Eukaryota; Metazoa; Arthropoda; Insecta; Diptera; Drosophilidae
Exons: 3
Coding region: 50-811 (253 amino acids)
Molecular function (GO): lysozyme activity
Source: RefSeq, a predicted model, not a curated record
UCGGACAGCCCUCGGGUAGGACUGUUUUAAACUGGGUUAGACGUGGGGAAUGGCAAUGGGAAUGGAUCGAACUUCAAGUAGCAGUGUGGCAGAACUUGGCGCAGGAGACGUCGAGGGGGCCAAAGUGGCAGACCAUCAAGAAUACGCCGAAGUCCUGUCCGUUGCCAGCCGCCGUCGCAAGCGGAGGUGGAAUAUUCGCUCGUGGAGCACCCUGGAUCUCUUGAGUGUGGCGGCUGUCGUCGUCGCCCUGCUGCUCAUCUUAGGCGCCAUUUACAUGCACUUAAAACAGAGGCCCCAUCUGGGGCGCUUGCACAUCACUCGGAAGGAGAAGGGAAAUGAGCUGGUGGACACAGAGGCAUUGCCCAUAUCUCUGGAUGUUGCAGCGGGCGUGGCUGCACAGAGCAUAACUACAUUCCGGCCUUUGACUGUGGAGCCGAGCGAGGACUGCCUGCCAUGCAUCGCUGUCGCCGCCACGGACAAUCAGCCAGUAACAUGCGGGGGGAAGCCAUGUGGCAUCUAUCGCAUCUCGUGGCUGUACUGGAUGGACGCUCAGGGGACUAGUGACCCGGACAACCCACUUACGCAGGCAGGCUACGAGGGAUGCGUGCCCGUUGCCAGAUGUGCCGAGGGGCUUGUCCGGAGUUAUGUGAGGCGAUUCGGCUAUGACUGCGAUGGAGACGGGCUGAUUGGGUGUCGUGAUCACGUAAUGUUGCACCUGAACGGACCCACGGGUUGCCGCAUGGGAAAGCCCCUUCCUGCUCUGGCCGAGCUUCGAAUGAAUAAGUGUUUAGCCAAAAAAGACCUUCAGUAGAAUUGG